Messenger RNA from Lactuca sativa (garden lettuce), 1919 nucleotides. RefSeq names its product lipid transporter. The record is from RefSeq and is a predicted model, not a curated record. Lineage: Eukaryota; Viridiplantae; Streptophyta; Magnoliopsida; Asterales; Asteraceae. Gene Ontology annotation, biological process: glycolipid translocation; dolichol-linked oligosaccharide biosynthetic process. Gene Ontology annotation, cellular component: endoplasmic reticulum membrane.
ACAACUGAAAAGCAACGUUUAUCUAAGUUAUUAAAAUAAGGGGGUUUAGGGUUUAUCCUUGUGGAAUCAUCUUUGAAUUCAGAACCCUGAACCCCUUUCUGUCUGGAUGCAGCAGGGAUUCUUUGAGGGAUAUUGAAGUUAAAAAUGGUAGAUACUCUUUCUUCCAAGGUUGAUCGCUCCGCUGGAGCUGGAGAUGAAGAUCGUGCUGCUAAUCUUCCUCGCACAUUCAAGUAUUUAUUGGCCACACAGUUUUUGUCUCGGGGAAUUCCCUUCAUCUUCAAUUCAUGGAUCGUCAGGCAUUUAACCGAGGAAGAUUAUGCUAUGUAUGCUGUGCAGUUUCAUCUAUUUGUCACAUGUGUCUUGUUCCUUAGUCGAGAGGGUUUCAGAAGAGCAUGCAUGAGGGCAGACAUUAGAUGUGAUGAUGCUCUAACUAGUGAAAAUACAACAAAGCUUCUGAAAUUAGCCUGGAUAACUCUUCCAUGGGGAGUAUUCAUCACAAUUGUUGGAUGUGUAUUUGUCUUCUGGACACAAGGUUUAAGUUUUUCAAAUCCAUACGGACAAGCCAUCCUAAUCAAUGCCUUUGCUUGCAUUUUGGAGCUGUUAGCAGAACCCUUGUAUAUACUUUCACAGAACUUGCUUCUUUUAAAACUCCGGUUGAUUGUUGAAACUGCAGCCACUCUUUUGCGAUGCUUAACAGUUUACAUCUUUAUUAUCAUGCAAAUUGACAUGGAAAGAGCUAUUGUAUUUGCAUUGUCUUCAACUGCAUACGGAGGUUGCAUUUUCUUUUUCUAUUGGGGUUACUUUCUGUUUCUCAAAAGAUACAAACUUUCUGUUCUUUUUCCUUUCAGUGUAGGAAACUACGAUAAGCAGCUUUCAAAAAUGUGUACAUUAUUCACCCUUCAGUCAUUCCAAAAAUUGAUACUUCAAGAAGGUGAAAAGAUGGUUCUUGUGUGGUUUGAUACACCAUAUAACCAAGCUGUAUAUGGACUUGUAGACAAAUUAGGUAGCUUAGUUGUCAGAUUGGUGUUACUUCCUUUUGAAGAAAGUUCAUAUGCAACAUUUGCAAAGUCUGCAUCAGGAGACGACAAACAGAAGAAAAGGAAACUACAGACUUCUCUAAAAGAUGCUUUGAAGCUUGUUAUAUUAAUUGGAUUGGUGUUUAUGGCAUUUGGCCCUAGUUAUUCCUACUCUCUCAUCAGAUUGCUCUAUGGUAAAAAAUGGAGUGAUGGAGAAGCUGCUUCAGCUCUUCGAUACUACUGUCUGUAUGUGGUUGUUCUUGCUAUAAAUGGAACAUCUGAAGCCUUCUUACAUGCAGUUGCAACAGAGGAUCAACUCAAACAGUCAAACAAUUCCUUGGUUGUGUUUUCAUUUAUUUAUGUGGUGCUUAACAUUCUGCUAAUUCGGUCAGCUGGGGCAGUUGGAUUGAUCUUUGCAAAUGCUCUCAAUAUGGUGUUCCGUAUAAUUUACUCAGCCAUUUUUAUCAGACGUUACUUUCAGGAUUCCACAUCAUUUUCGUUUCAUAGCUGCUUACCUGGCGGCUGGAUGAUUUUAUUGUUUUCAAGUGCAGUAACUCUUGUUUCUGAGAGAGUAAUUUUGGAUCGUGAUAACUUCUGGCCAACAUUUUGCAUUCACUUUUUCAUUGGGUUUGGUUGCUUCUGUGUUGCAUCCUUUGUAAUUUAUCGACGGGAGAGAUCUUUCAUCAACAAGGUUGUUAGGUUUCGUCAACAUUCUGACUGAAACAAAAAGUUUAUCAAGGAAGGUGAGAUAAAUUGACAUUGAUUGGAGAAAGAUGGGGUAGAAAGUUAUUAUAUACACAAUUUCAAUUUUUAUUUGAUUAAAUUUCACGAUGUAUAACUUUAUAAAGGUAAGAAAGAUAAUUUAUUUGCUACUUUGAAAUACCAAGUAAUUUUGCCACGUCA